UCCAGCCGGCUCGGUCCAGCGCGUCGCCGGAUCUGGCGGCCAGCGGCUAGCGGUCCUCACGCGCUACAGAUCCCCCGUCUUCUUUGAAAGGAAGACUUGAGGAAGACUCAAGUCAACUCAACCCAGAUCUCGUUGGGUUCAUUUAUAUGCGACUCCGGCUAACAACGAAACCAUUCAUCUCAGAAUCCUCAUCCCCAUUUCGUGCUUCUGUUCCCAGCUUCUAGCAUAGCUCAAGUGUUCCACCUUCUCCAGUACUAUAUAUAUCGUCAGAAAUGAACACCGAAGGGAACGGGCAGAGUGUUCUAAGCACAUUACCCAAGGAACUACCGUUAGACUUCUUGAGGACUAUCACAAAUCAGUUCUCAGAGGACCGUGUUCUUGGUACAGGUACAUUUGGAACAGUUUAUACGGGAAUUAUGCCAGAUGGACAACACAUUGCCGUGAAGAGGCUUGCCGAAAAUGCUCCCCUCCCACGUGACAAAGCAAUUACCAAUGAGGUUCAGAAUAUCAUGGCUCUCAAACAUGACAACAUAGUAAAGCUGGUUGGGUUUUGCCAUGAAGGACAGAAGAGAGUGGUACUGAACAAUGGGAGGUAUAUUGUUGCAGAUGUUUUUGAAAGCCUACUCUGCUAUGAGUAUUUACCCAAGGGAAGCCUUCUGAAGAACCUUUUUGACAGAUCCAAUAGCAUGGCUUGGGACACACGCUUCAAAAUAAUCAAGGGGAUCUGCAAUGGUUUACUUUUCCUUCAUAGGAUUCCCAUUAUCCAUAUGGACCUCAAGCCCGAAAAUAUAUUGUUGGAUGACAACAUGAACCCAAAAAUCGCGGACUUUGGACUUUCCAGGCUCUUUGGCCAAGAACAAACGCGGGCGAACACACAGAAUGUUGUGGGAUCAUACGGAUACAUAGCUCCAGAAUAUUUGUACAGAGGUGAAAUCUCCGCCCAGUCGGACAUAUAUAGUUUAGGCCUACUAAUCAUCGAGACUACCACUGGUGAGAAGAAUCAACCCAAACAGAACGAACCGUCAGCAAGAGAUUUUAUUGAAAAUGUACGUCAAAAUUGGACAGACGGGCGCAUAGCAUCCAGAUACUCAACGUUAAAAGCAAAUGACCUCCAGGAAAUAAAAGUAUGCAUUAAAAUUGGUCUAGAGUGUGUGCAGAUUGAUCGGAAGAAGAGACCUUCCAUUGAAAAUAUUGUUCAGAGGCUCGACGGACGCUGUGCAAACUGAAUGGCAAACCAGGUCUCCAACGCUCCCAUGCAAGCAUGAAAGUAGGACCUUCUCACAAAACAAGGGCACCAUGGAAAGAAAAGAACUUGCUCUGUUAUUACUAUAAUGAAUUUAUUUCCGAAGCAAUAAGCUGUGUUGUCACGUCACCGUAAAAAAAACUUAUGUUGCAUUAUCUCUUGUAGUCCAUGGUUUUAUACUCCAAAGGCAAUGUUGUUUUUCUAUUUAGUGCGGUUUGAAAUUUCUUGAUGCAAUGAUAUUCAUUAUCUCUUUCAA
This is a messenger RNA of Triticum urartu, 1499 nucleotides long. Its product is annotated as cysteine-rich receptor-like protein kinase 36. Gene Ontology annotation, molecular function: protein kinase activity; ATP binding. Gene Ontology annotation, biological process: protein phosphorylation. NCBI's taxonomy places the organism in Eukaryota, Viridiplantae, Streptophyta, Magnoliopsida, Poales, Poaceae. The record is from RefSeq and is a predicted model, not a curated record.